UAGUGUUCCAAAGAGCGAGAUCAUAUCACUUCAAAACAAACUUAUAUAAUAUACCUCAAAUAUUUUUAUUGAUGCUCAUUCAAAUGUCAGUAAAUCUAAGUGUUUUCAAGCUACACCAUUUGUCUUCUAUGCGUCGUUAUACAUACAUCCCUAAAUAGAAGAGGAAAACGAUAAAGCUAGGUACCCACAGGUGACAAAUAAAGAAUCUGACAAAUAAGUUGUUUUAGUAUAAAAGCUUGUAAAAUAUCAUAGUUGUUGACGUGAAGUAUUAGCCUCGUUUGACACAGCUACUUAUUUGAUAUAGAGUAUAUUUACGCAUUUGUGGAAAUUAUUCAGAGCACCAUUGAUAAGAAGUGGCUUUUACCAAGUUACUCCACGCGAGGACGAUUUAGUUUUUCUCCUUGUCUGCUGAUAAUUCUUUACAACUAUUGCCUUCUUUUAGGUUUUAUCGCCAGAGUUCGCAAUGAGGAAGACUGUGGUGUUAGUCACAUUUGGUGUCCUCGUGUUACUUUUUGCUUUUAACACCCUGGUUCUUCUGUCUUCAUGGAAGUUGACUCCAAGUUUGAAACCACAUACAACUUCCAGUCAGAAGGAACUGAUUUUGCAAAGAUUUAAACAAGAACAAACUCAACAACCGACGAAGAAGUUAUUCACCAGGUUUGGUAUUGAGAAAUCAACUAGGCCAUCUGUUGGAACCAAGACACUUGAAAAGAGGUCUCCACGAUCUAAUCUCAUUGUACUGAGCCCAGGCAGAGGGGGAUCUUCAUUCUUAGGAGGAGUAUUUGAUGCUAAUCCUGAUAUCAUGUAUUGGUUUGAGCCACUACACACUUUAUACCGCGGCAUAUAUGAACUCCAUUUGUUCAAAGACAAAGAAAGAAGAAUUCACUACAGCAAAACCUCUAUCGACCUAAUCAAUAGCUUCCUCGACUGCAGUUUCACUCAAAUCCCUAAAGACAUUAUAUCCGCAUUAUCUAAGAGCAUAUUUCGGAGUCGAAGUGCAUCACUGAGCGGUGGGUAUUUGUGCCCUACAAAAAAAAAAAAGAAAAGAUGUCGACCUUACUCAGUGAAGUUACUUAACAAACUUUGUCACUCUUCCAAACAUACUGUUCUAAAGAUCUUGAUUCAUCGUUUACCAAACAACACUCUAGAAAUUUUCCAGCGAAUUUUCCAGCAGCAGAGAUAUAAAUUAAAACUGAUUCAGUUAGUUCGUGAUCCAAGAGCGGUGGCAUAUUCCAUGGUCAACUCAGUGCAAUGGUUAAAUGUCUCCAGCGAAUCACAUCAAAGAUUUCGCGACACUCUUCAAAGAGUUUGUUCACACAUUGAAAAAAACAUAAAACUUGGUUUGUUUUCUCCCCCAUCUUGGCUAAAAAAUCACUUUCGAGUGAUUCGUUUCGAAGAUUUUGUUGUUAAUACGACAAACAUUGCAAAGGAUCUCUACAAAUUUGCAGGGUUUGAUUGGUCUGAAAGAGUUGAAACAUGGAUUGCCACACAUCAGAGGAAACCUCACAAAAAUAAUGAAAGGGAUCCGUAUUCACUUUAUAGAGACGCAUCACUUGUCGUGAACAAGUGGAAAAAAGCUCCACUGAGCCUAACUACAGCAGUAGAGGAAGUCUGUGGUAGUUUGAUGGACGUGCUUGGCUACGAAAGAAUGAUUAAAUCAGAAAAUCACUCACGUGUAACAACCUGAUUAUGAAUAAACUCACAUUAGGUGGUUUGUUGAUAGCAGCAUUUCACAAUUUUUUUUAAACUGGUUUCCAAAUAUG
This is a messenger RNA of Stylophora pistillata, 1763 nucleotides long. Its product is annotated as carbohydrate sulfotransferase 3. NCBI's taxonomy places the organism in Eukaryota, Metazoa, Cnidaria, Anthozoa, Scleractinia, Pocilloporidae. The record is from RefSeq and is a predicted model, not a curated record. Gene Ontology annotation, biological process: sulfur compound metabolic process; N-acetylglucosamine metabolic process. Gene Ontology annotation, molecular function: N-acetylglucosamine 6-O-sulfotransferase activity.